Messenger RNA from Salmo salar (Atlantic salmon), 4033 nucleotides. Its product is annotated as vitamin K epoxide reductase complex subunit 1-like protein 1. Gene Ontology annotation, molecular function: vitamin-K-epoxide reductase (warfarin-sensitive) activity. The record is from RefSeq and is a predicted model, not a curated record. Lineage: Eukaryota; Metazoa; Chordata; Actinopteri; Salmoniformes; Salmonidae. Gene Ontology annotation, biological process: peptidyl-glutamic acid carboxylation; vitamin K metabolic process.
UAUUAUUCGGAAGUAGAAACUCGGACAUUUCCGACGUACUAACAGUAGUUAUACAGGUGCCACAUCGAAUCAGCAAGUCGGACAUUUUCGAGUUUCCUAGUUCCGACUAGUGUUUGAAUGAGGCAUCAACACCGAUUGCCUCUGCCCUGGUCGUGUGGCACGUUUUGACGGUUUUCCACGUCGCAGUUCUCGUCAUCGGUUGCGUGCACGACUCGAGCGAGGCCGGAAAGAUGGCGGCGCCCGUCCUGAGAGUGUCCACCCCUCGAUGGGAAAGAAUAGCCAGGCUCCUUGUUUGCGUAUUGGGCAUAUUGUUGUCUUUAUACGCCUAUCAUGUGGAAACGGAAAAGGCUAGAGACUCGAAUUAUCGGGCCAUGUGCGACGUGAGCAAUUCUAUCAGCUGUUCAAAAGUCUUCACCUCCAGGUGGGGUCGAGGAUUUGGACUGUUGGGCUCAAUCUUCGGAAUCGACAGUGCAAUGAACCAGCCAAACAGUGUCUAUGGAAUUUUCUUUUAUGUCUUUCAACUGUUACUAGGAAUCACCGUGAGUGCGAUGGCUGCCCUGAUCCUCAUGACGACGUCUAUCCUAUCGGUGAUGGGCUCGCUCUAUCUGGGCUACAUCCUCUACUUUGUCCUCAAGGACUUCUGCAUCAUCUGCAUCACCACAUAUGCACUGAACUUCAUUCUCUUUAUGCUCAACUACAAGCGACUGGUUUACUUGAAUGAGGCCUGGAAGCAGCAGGUGCCAGCCAAACAGGACUAAGAUGGGUUGUAUAGUACAGUAGGCAAGUGAAAAAUAUAACAAACAAAAAAUGAAAUGUGACCUCUUGAACAGAACAUUUUGACUUGCCACCAGGAGACCUUGCUUCCAAAACAAUGUUUAUUCUGCUGUGUGUUAUAAAAGAAACAAGGUUACCUUAAAAAAAAAAAAUUGGGCCAGACAUCUCUCAAGUUCAUUGUUGCAUACGUGAUGGAAGGAUAUAAAAAAAGAGGGGGAAUAAUUUGUUUCUUUAAAAAAAAAAAAAAUUAUCCAACCCCUGUGACACAGGUGAUAAAUAGGGUUAUGGGGGUAAAAACACAUUCAAUCCAAGCAAGCAGGAAAGCAAAGGCAGAAUGCCGGUCUUCACUGUGGAAGAUGGGAGGACAGGACACCCUUCUGAACCAGAAGGACCAGAACAUGGAAGAAAACUGGGACUUAUAAAAAGGUGUAUACUUGAAAUAAAUAGGAAGGUCCUGUUCCUGCACACCUGCCCGGAUCCGGAAGCUAGCUGUAACAUUACUACAACCUGAGCGGAACUGAAAAAUGGGUCAGAAUACAAAAUGCAUGGUCAUGGGGUGAACAAUCAUACAGUUCGCAGCAGCAGCUAUGAUUCCAUGAGGAGAGAGAAACAACAAAGACCAUACAAUAGUUUUUAUGUUUACACUUUACAGCAAUUUUAUUUUGUCUUUUGAAAAGGACCACUAAUAUGAAACAUUUGAGAUUGUGUGUAAUUCAGUCACAUUAUUGUGUUUUUGUUUUCUUUUAGAAAUUCUGUAAAUAGCUGCUGAGCAGUAUUCCAGGCUAGAUUGUGAUUUAGUGUUAACAUAGACUUUAAGUAAAAUCAAAUAAUUGAAUCACAAAAUGAGGAACAAAAAAGUAACUGAAAUCAAGUCGUCAUCUGAGUAUAUAUGAAGAUCUGUUUUGCAGUCAGUCAGUGUGUGACAUCUUAAGUUCCUACAAUCCCAAGCGAGGCAUGCUGCUCUAAGUUGUGUGGAUCUAAUGUAAGUCAAGUCAAGUGCUCACUGAUCAGUUCUUUCUCAGUCGCACUCACUGAGGUCCCAAGGCAUCUGAUAAGCCCUUCCUCAGUGUUCAACUAUUUACACUGGAAAACAAAGUCCAGGUAGUCCCAGGUGUUUUAUUUAGAUUUCUUACGUUUGGUGCCUAAUGAACAUGGCCCUAGUUCAUUUCUCCUCUGCCGAGACUACUUACUCUCCAUAAUGGCACCUUCACUGUCUUGUCUUUUAUUACGUGUGAAAAGCAUUCCUGACACCACACGCUACUGUAGGAGUGGGAUCCAUUAAGACUUAUGUGCCUAAAAGAGAUGAAGAGAAUUACCUUUAUUUUGUUGGGAGGAGGGAUAUAUGUAAUGUAUCACUACUUUUUGCUCAUUCUCACCAUUGUUAGAUUUUUUUAUUUUUAUUACCUGAAUUGGGUACUUAAAUGCUAUGUUAGUGUCUCACCCCUCUCCUGUAUAUUCUAAUGGUAAUGUAGCACAUGCGGCUAAACAAGCAAUGAUUGUCUGUCCGCUCGGUGGUGGUGGUGGUGGUAGUAGUAGUAGGCUGUUUUGUUAAAAAAAAGCUCUUAAGGCAUUUUUGUAGGUUACUGUUGUUGGUUGAGAAGUAAGGUGCAUUGUCUCUCUCUUAAUGGUACAACAGCACUGUUUGUGGGGAAGGAAACCACACAGUACUCGGUGUCCUUGCCACUACCUCUCAGUAUUGCCUAAGGUGUGUGGAACAAACCAAGCCAGUUGGAACGUCCAGAACCAGCGCCAAGGGAAGCAGACUAGCUGAUAGAUCAGCUUAAAGCCAUUCAACUCCAAAUAAUAUUGCACUUGUUUGUGAGGUUGCUUUCCAAUGCAACAUCCCCUGGCUCACAUUGAACAAUCUCAUUGAUAUGGUUUUAAAUGGGCACUUAUCAUAGCUACAUGUUAUAUUUCAGAUUGUUACACAAGUUGGUUUAUGAGGUACAUAUUGUUUGCAUUGUAACUCACUCACUAGCUCUGCACUUGGUAUUCAAAACAUGGUUGUUGCAUCAGAAUUUUAGCAGUGACAAACUCACUGAGGUCAUUGGGCAUGAUGACACUGAUCAAGAAAUAAGCCUGUGUGCUCACUUCUAAAGCUCCACUCCUGGAGGUUGAUUUAAAGUAAUCUGGUUGCACAGUACAGACUUUCCUAUGGGUUACUCACUGUGUCUAUGUUGGCACUGUCAGCCAUCAACAAACUACAAUAGCAAUCGUUGCUACAGUAGUUCAGUAAUGUUGGGACAUAAACCAUGUUACUAUGGAAUUAUUUGGGAGACUUAAUAAUAGUCCCACAAUUCCAGAGAGGUGGGUGGGGAAUAUGUUUGGCUUAUUAAAUCACACAAGUCAAAGUCCCUAAAAGAAGCUUACAUGCGGUGUUCCUUACCUGUUAGAUAAAGAGUCACCACAUUUGACGUAUGUUUUUACGUCAAAUUAAAAUAAUUUAUUAAUAAAGUCAAUAGAAAUACAGCUAAAUGCAUAAUACGCCCUCGGCUAAUCUUGAUCAGUGUCCUGUUCAUGAAGUGUUGAGUGAAUUCUAAAAGGUCCCAAGAUUUCGAACUAAGACAGUCAUGUUCGCUGCAUCAACAAAUGCCAUCAAAAGUGCCUUCUGUUGGCUAGUUGGCAAGAGCACAAGCAGAUCUGAGACCAGGCUACUCCAUAGACCUUGUGGGUAGAAAUGACCCACCAAAAAGCCCCGUCUUGUAUUUAAACGGUCAUUGUUCUUUUUUCCCCUUUUUUUCCCCCAAUUCUCUUAACUAUAUUUUCAGUACAUUCGUCUUAAAAUGUUAUCUUUAAUUUCUCUGUUAUUAGAGAUGGACACUUGUUUCUGAAAAAAAAAAAAUACAUUGUCCAAAUUACAAUAUUUCUUUCUCUGACUGUGAAUUAGUGAAAUAGUUAUUUCUCCCCUAAUGUUGUAUAAAUGGACUCCAUUAGUAACUACACCCAGCUGUAUAGAGUUAAAAUUAUGGGUUAUUUUAGUAGAAAAAGGAUUGGAGGUCUAGGAAUCCAUGUCAUCACAUUUCUUUGUGGGAGGAAGACUAGGUUUGCUUUUGUAUUUGCCAAAUAUUAAGUUGAAAAAAUGCUGUAUUUUCUUACAUGGAACAAGUGUUACAUGAAUGGUUGAUGAGAUGGGUGCAGAGAAACAAUCGGAUGAAAUUCUGUAUUUGUGAGAAACUGUUGCGGAAGUUGACACGAGUGAACAUUUUUAAUUGUGUCGUUGUGUGGAAAUGGUCUACCAUUAAAACACCUUCUGAAGUGA